Messenger RNA from Quercus lobata, 4590 nucleotides. RefSeq names its product DEAD/DEAH box RNA helicase family protein (gene FANCM). The record is from RefSeq and is a predicted model, not a curated record. The coding region runs from base 79 to 4299 and encodes 1406 amino acids. NCBI's taxonomy places the organism in Eukaryota, Viridiplantae, Streptophyta, Magnoliopsida, Fagales, Fagaceae. The transcript has 23 exons. Gene Ontology annotation, molecular function: 3'-5' DNA helicase activity; four-way junction DNA binding; ATP binding. Gene Ontology annotation, biological process: interstrand cross-link repair; double-strand break repair via synthesis-dependent strand annealing.
CUCUCUCUCACACACUAAACUCACCGUUUUGGCUUCUCACUUCUUCACCCUCUCUCUCUCUUCAGCUUCCACAGUCCAAUGACCUCAAUCAUCGACGAAGACGACGACGGUUUUGAUUGGGAAGCAGCCGUUAGAGAAAUCGACGUGGCUUGCGCCACCGCCACCGCCAAUGCGAACCCGAACGCGAAGCCUUCAACUUCUACUUCUGGGCAAUCUUCCCAUUUUGCCCCUCCCGAAACUCCCAAAUUCCAAUCCUGCACUACUUCAUACACCAACACCAACAACAAACAAGGUCGGCAAUCCACGCUCGACAAGUUCGUAUCCAAGUCGGGCCCGCCGAGACCGCCACAGUAUCAUUAUCAAGCUCAGAAUUUCAUCGAAAUCGAUCGAGAUCGCUUUGACGGUGGCGAUGAGCUCAGCUGUGGCAUUGACAUUGAUGCUCACGCAGCUCAAACUUGGAUUUACCCAGUUAAUAUUCCUCUUCGUGAUUAUCAAUUUGCUAUCACCAAGAAAGCAUUAUUUUCAAAUACAUUGGUGGCAUUGCCAACGGGGCUUGGGAAGACACUUAUUGCUGCAGUCGUUAUGUUUAACUACUUCAGAUGGUUUCCUGAUGGAAAAAUAGUCUUUGCCGCUCCUUCUCGACCUCUUGUCAUGCAACAGAUUGAAGCGUGCCAUAAUAUUGUGGGAAUUCCUCAAGAAUGGACAAUUGAUAUGACGGGUCAGAUAAGUCCUACAAAAAGAGCAGGCUUUUGGAAAACAAAAAGAGUUUUCUUUGUUACUCCACAAGUGCUGGAAAAGGAUAUUCAGUCUGGUACAUGCUUGGUGAAAUACUUGGUGUGUUUGGUGAUUGAUGAAGCUCAUCGAGCAAUGGGAAAUUAUUCUUAUUGUGUUGCAGUUCGUGAGUUAAUGGCUGUACCAGUGCAACUGAGAAUACUAGCUUUGACGGCAACACCAGGAUCAAAGCAGCAGACCAUCCAGCAAAUUAUUGAUAACUUAUAUAUCUCAACUCUUGAAUAUCGUAAUGAAAGUGAUAAUGACGUUAGCCCAUAUGUGCACAACAGAAAGAUAGAGUUGAUUCAGGUUGCACUGGGGCAAGAUGCAGUAGAAGUUAAUAAUAAGCUCUCAGAAGUAAUACGUCCAAUUGUAGUCAGGCUUUGCGCUGUUGGAAUUCUCAAUAGAGACUAUCAAACUUUGAGCCCAUGUGAGUUACUUAACCUGAGGGAUAAAUUUCGUCAGGCACCCCCUCCAAAUCUUCCCCAUAUUAAGUACAAUGAAGUGGAAGGAUAUUUUGGAGUUCUUAUUACUCUCUACCAUAUUCGUAAGCUACUCUCAAGCCAUGGGAUAAGACCAGCAUAUGAAAUGCUUGAAGAAAAGUUGAAACAGGGGUUUUUUGCAAGGUUUAUGAGUAAAAAUGAAGAUAUUCGGAAAGCAAAGCUCUUAAUGCAGCAAAAUCUGUCUCACGGUGCACCAAGUCCCAAAUUGUCCAAAAUGUUAGAAGUACUAAUUGAUCAUUUCAAAACAAAGGAUCCACAAAGCUCAAGGGUAAUUAUUUUCUCAAAUUUUAGGGGAAGUGUCAGGGACAUAAUGGAAGCACUAGCGAAUAUUGGGGAUUUAGUUAAAGCAACCCAGUUUAUUGGCCAAAGCUCAGGAAAAGCAUUGAAAGGCCAGUCACAAAAAGUUCAACAAGCUGUUUUGGAGAAAUUUCGGGCUGGUGGAUACAAUGUCAUUGUAGCCACAUCAAUCGGUGAAGAAGGAUUGGAUAUCAUGGAAGUUGAUCUUGUAAUAUGUUUUGAUGCUAAUGUCUCACCAUUGAGAAUGAUUCAGCGCAUGGGGAGAACUGGAAGAAAGCAUGAUGGACGAGUUGUAGUUUUAGCUUGUGAAGGGUCAGAAUUGAAGGGUUACAUGCGAAAGCAGGCAAACAGCAAGGCUGUUAGAAAGCACAUGCGAAAUGGGGGGAUGCACAGCUUCAACUUUCAUUCUAGUCCUAGGAUGAUUCCCCAUGUUUACAAACCCGAAGUCCAAUUUGUUGAGCUGUCAAUUGAACAAUUUGUUCCUCGUGGAAAGAAAGUGAAAGAUGAUCAUGCCAUUCAGACAUCUGUGUUUGAAGAAAAACUAACUGUUGCUGAAACUGCUUUAAUUGCCAAGUAUUACCCUACCGGUGAAAAUAUAUGGAUACCAUCUCUUAUUGCUUUUCCUCACUUCCAGACAUUUCCUUCCAGAGUGCAUAAAGUAAUGCAUGCGAAUAGAACUGGGAUGCUGAUUGACAUGAUGCAACGUUUGCAAAGACUAUCAUUUUCUGGAGAUAGUGAAGCCACUGUUGUUGAGGAUGAAAUCAUUCUUGGAAAGAGCUUGGUAGUUGAUGCAGCUGAACAACACGACCCUGAAACAAAAGGUUUGCUGGUUUCUGUUGAUUCUCCAAGCAUAAAGGCUCAAAGAGAAGUAUUUGAAGUAUCACCUUGGCAGAUCUUAAAAACGAAAGAGAAACACAGUGUGCCUGAUUUUUGUGGCCAAGAUCCUCCUUUGCACUCAUACCUCUUUGGUUCAGAUUAUGUAUCUGUUGAUGCUUUUGGAAAGGUUUUAAUUUUAUCUGUCCCAUUGCUUCCUUAUAAAGUAGUGUCACAUGCUAAGUGUACAACUGCAAGCAGUGCAAAGUUGUCAAAUUAUUUAAAGCAAGAUUCUUGCCAUUUGAGAACUUCAACUGAAGACAACAAGGAACUGACUAUGCAAGCUACUGCUGUUGGAGAAAUAACUUCUCCGACAAGAUGCAUAAAGAAUGAGACUCUGCCAAAAUCUGGAUUAUGUGACGCUGAUGUCCAGCAAGAAAAGAAGUUGGAUGGGAUUGAGAAUAUUCCUGAAACACCAAUUUUGAAGGGAAAUCUGUCAAAUGAAGGAGAUAGGGGUGGUGAGAUGCCUGAUGCUAUGGAAAUCAAGGCACCCUUGCUUGUGGAUGAUGAAUGCGGUAAUGAUUUCAUAGAUGUAGAGCUUAGUCCGCUACUAACAAAUUUGAUCAAAAGCGGUAUUGUUCCAGAGUCCCCAAUCAACGAUAGAGGCUUAUUGAAUGGUAAAAAGACAAAUGAGUUUCUUGUUACAGACUUUGUUUCUCCUGCCCAGUUGCAUACCACAUCGAUAUUGAAGUCUCCAAGUCCAGAAAGAAAUGGAACGGUUUUUAGAAGAAAUAGCUCUGUUUCUCCCAUUAAUAAUGUGAUUCAAACUCCUGUAUCUAAGUUGAACAAUAAUGUCCAUAUGAGAGGAUGUACAUCCACUGCUCCAGGCAUUGAGGAAGCCCAAACUCCCUUUGCAAACUUGACAAACACUAGCUGUAGCAAAGAUUGGCUUUUAAGUUCUGGAGAAAAGUCGGAAAGUAUUGAACAGAGGCGCAAGCUUAAAAGGUUGCGUAAGGUUGGAGACUGUGGUAAAAGUAGGAAUCUGAAAAGCGUCAAAGAAAAUAGUGUUCCAAUAGCAAACCUUGCCAGAUUAUUUUCUAGUCCUUUCCGAAAUAAGUGUGUCAAAGGUAAAAAGAAUCCAGUUAUUGGCGGCAGAGCCUUCAUUGAGGAGGAAGCUGAGGUGUCUUCAGAUGCUGAUAUAUCUGAUGAUGAGGAAGAUGAGCAGGACAACAAUUCAAAUGAUAGUUUUAUAGAUGAUGGGAUCAAUCCAACAGCAGCAAGUAUGCAAGCUGAAAGUUGCAGAGUUGACAUGAUGGCAAUCUACAGGCGCUCUUUGCUCAGCCAGUCACCAAUGCACAGGCAGCCUAAUUGUUCUGCCACUUUAACUCCUGAUUCUUUGGCUUCAAUGGCCAGGAUAAGUGAAAGUGGAAGUGGAAUUUCCUCAGGCAAAACCUUGUACUCUCUCCAGACUCCUCAAACUGAAUCUGCAAAUGGGUUAGCUGGUAGAUAUUCAGAUUCUUCCCAAAUGUGCAGGAUCUCCUCACAAGUUGUGCCUUGUACAACCAAUGUUUCCUCAAUAGGAAAACAGGAGAUUGAAAGUCGAAAAAGGAAAUUGAGUUUUCAUCUAUCUGAAUCUGUUCCUAAAAUUAAUCUAGAGCCAGAAUUCAUGCUCCAAUCAGAUGCUACUGGAAGAGAUUCAUUUCAGCAUCACAACCAAAAUGGGGAUGUGAAUGAGGAUGCAUUUUAUGAUGAUCAGUUUUAUGAAGGUCUAGACCUUGAUGCAAUGGAGGCACAGGCUACUUUGCUUUUCAAACAGAAAUCUGAUUUGUCAAUAAAAAAGCAAGAGAUAAUUCCUCAAUUACACGCACAGAAUCCUAGUCUCAUCAGUUCUCCAUCAUUUGAUCUUGGGAUAUGACAGGCUUGAAACAAGUCUUGUAGAGGUUCAGAAAAUAGAGAUGGGUUGGCCAUUACGAGUCACUUGUUCAACUUUUGCUAGUAGGUUUUUUUAUCUUUUCUUCUUUUUUUGUUUCAUAAUUUUAUAGUAGAAGUGAAAGUGAUUGAGGAUGGAGAGGCUGGUAAGGUUCCAGUUCAUAUAGAUGUAAUUUAUAAUGUAGUAAGUUGUGUACAGUUCAUGUAAAGGGGGAAAAUGUAUGUAACACAUAUACAUACAUUAUGUUGAAAAUGUCUAAGAAUUUUGUUGAUUCUA